Messenger RNA from Helianthus annuus (common sunflower), 1538 nucleotides. RefSeq names its product B3 domain-containing protein At5g42700. The record is from RefSeq and is a predicted model, not a curated record. The coding region runs from base 111 to 1157 and encodes 348 amino acids. Gene Ontology annotation, molecular function: DNA binding. Lineage: Eukaryota; Viridiplantae; Streptophyta; Magnoliopsida; Asterales; Asteraceae. The transcript is spliced from 9 exons.
AGACAAGAGAAAUAUAUAAAAAUAAAAACUUUAAAAGAAAAAGAAAAAAAAAAGAAAAAGAAUAACCCAAACAUCAAAACAAAAACUUGAGCCAAAGCAAGUCAAAAAACAUGGAUUCCAACAAGCAAACAACCUCUGUGGAACAAGAUUCAGAGAUGAAGCAAAAUCUGCCAUCUGACAAGAUGAAGAAGAGAAAAAGAACUUCUAAAGAGCCGAAGGAAGCUAAAUCUAAAGAUAAACAGAUUAUGGCAGACAAACCGAAAAAACAUUCAGGUAAAGGAAAACGAACGAAAAUGUGCGACAUAUACAACGAUGCAGAAGAUCAAUAUAUGUGUUUGGAACGAGCAGCGUUUUUUUUAGAAACUCUAGAUAAAGAAUUACCGAAGUUUGCCAAAUGUAUGCUCCCGUCAAACGUUCUCUACAGUUUUUGGUUGAUUUUACCGAAGAAAUUCUGUCUUAUGCAUUUGCCUGACAACGAUGCGACGAUUAUUCUCGUGGAUGAAUCGGGAAAAGAGUUUAAAACGAAUUAUCUUAAAAUUAGGCAUGGUUUAAGUGCUGGUUGGAGGGGAUUUUCGGUUGCGCAACGGUUACUACAGGGUGACAUUUUGUUUUUUCAUCUUGUUGAACCCUGCAAACUACAGGUGAAUAUAGUAAGAAGAUAUGGGCAAGAAGCGAUAGAAGCGGCUGUUUGUUUGAUGGAAAUGCAUCCUCGUGUUAGAAAAGCAAGGACGUCACAUUACUUUGAGAAAGCAGGAGAAGCUAAGAAAGAAAAGCUUAAGUGUAAAGAAGAACCGAAUGAAGAAGAUGAAGGUGAACUGAAGAACCAAGACCCGUUGAUUUUGCUAACAAAAAAGGGCAAGAGAACGCGUAGAAGCCCGAAGAAGUUUAUAACGAAACUGUCACUAGAUUUUUGUACAACUCAAGGGACCGUUGCAGAAGAUAACGAAACUGAAAGGGUAUCUUCUGCGGAACAUUGUGAAAAUAGCAGUGAUGGCUUGUGCUCAGAAGUUGUUCAAGGGUCCACAUCAGAAAUGACGAAUCAAUCACAACCUGACGAAAUCAGGUGCUACGAUUUGAAUCUGAGCUACCAUGACGGAAAUAUCAACUGUCUUUCAACCGCCGAAAGAAUAUUUCAUUCUCCGACAGUUGAAACAUAAAGACUUGUUGGAAUGGGUUUGGAUUUUGGAACAUCUUUUUGGGAAGUCAAAGUCAAAGUCAAAAUCGAAAUGUAAAAACAAAAGCAAGCUUCUUGGACAAAAGCAAUGAAGAGAAGCCUUUUGCAGGUAAAUGAAGAAGGGUUGACAUUUUUUUGAUGUGAUGAUGAAGAUGAUGAUGAUGAUGAUAUAAUAUUUUUUUGAAAACAUGUAGAAGAGAAUAUAUGUUGUUAUACAUAGGAAGAAUUGACUUGAUCAUAUAGGUAUUACUAGUCGGUUUUCGCAAGAUUCUUUACUAACUUUUGUUUAGAAUAUUAAAGAACAUGCAUGUCUAAAAUCUUGAUUUUGUAAUGUUCAAUGAAGCAUAUUAUUGGAUUUUGUCGA